AUGGAGCUUCCGCCCGAUGCCCGGCGGGGCAAGAGCCGCGCGGCGGCCGUGAGCCCGUUGGUGCUGCGCGAAAUCGUCGCCGUGCGACGCGCGCAUCCCGAGCUGGCGAAAGAGCACAUUGCAACGGCCGUCAACGCGCAGUACGACACGCGCCUCGGCAGCAGCGACAUCGACCGACUCUACCGAAAGGCCACCGUCGAAAGCAGCGUAGGGAAGAGAUCAAUUCGGCGAGGAGGUGGGGACGCGCCCGACGGCGGGUCGGGAGCGGCAGUGAGCUCGCUGGGCGCGCGCGUGCGGUACGAGGUGGCGAUGCUGGCGUGCGUGCGGCCGUUCCUGCGCCCGCAGAUGAUACCGGCCGCCGUGCACGCACGCUACGGGCUGUGGCUCAUCCCCAAGCACGUCCGCCACAUCGCCCAGGACAGCCGCCGCUGGGUUCGCGCGGGGGAGAGCGCGCUGGGCGCGGCGGACGGGGGGGAGAGCGCGCUGGAGGAGGCAGUGGCGCUGUGGGUGGUGGCGGAGGAGGAGGGCGUGGGGCGCGCUGUGAGCCACGCGCAGCUGGUGGGGAAGGCGAGGGAGCUGGCACGGGGGUGUGGCGUGGAGGAGGGGUGGUGCACUGAGGCAUGGGCGAGCAGGUUCGGGCACGGGGUGGGAGAGGGAGAGGCGGAUGGGGCUGCUGGCGGGGGUGGAGAACCCGUACCGCCUCUGCUCAUGCGCCUGGCUCGCGAGCAGGGCGCCAUGCUGCCGUGCGAUGUGGUGGAAGAGGCCGUGCUGGAUGCGGGGCUGCUGCCCCCCCCAUCAUCACCAGCAACAGCACUGCCCCCGCCAGCACCAGCAGCGCCAGCAAAGGGCCGAGGGGGGGCAGUGGGCGCUGUUGCAAUGCAGGGAGAAGCGGGAGAGAGGCAACGGGAGGCAGACCUGGGGCGGACGGGUUAUGCUGGCAGUGGGGGAGGGGAGGGCGGAGCGGAGCUGAGCAACGAGAGCGUCGUGCUGCCGCACUUCCACUUCCACCGCCUGCCGCCCACGCUGGGUAGUGGUGGCAGAGGAGAGAAGAGGAAAGAACGAGGAGCAGCUCUCGGUGGUGAGAGAGGGGGCGUGUGGCGGCGAGAGGAGGUCCAAGGUAGUGGUGAAGGUGGGGCGGUAGAGGAGGCGGAGGAGGAGGAGCAGGAGCAGGGAGAGGGGGAGGGCGGGCUGGUGUCCCUGGUGUGUGGGGAUGCGGCGGCAGGCGUGGUGGUGGAGCGGCAGCUGCCAGGCCUCACGCUGAGUCGCAUCAGAGCCAUCUGCCUCGCCGCCCUCGCCCGCCCCCACCUGCCCCACGCUCACCUGCUGCACGCCAUCUCCCACGCCUGGGGGCUGCCGCUCUCCCCCCUUCACCUGCGCGCCAUCCUUGCCCAGACCUCCAGCCCCCCCUACCCCGUGUCUCCCCUCUCUUCCCCCCGCCCUUCCACCCACGCUCCCCCGCAUCCCCUGCAGGUGGAUGGUGCUGCCGGGGGAAGUCACGAGGGCGGUGGUGGAGAGGCGGGUGAGGAGCGCGUGUGGAAGGAGGAUGGGCAGCGGGCGGGGCGAGUGGAGGUGGUGUUGUUGCAGUGGGUGAUGGAGGAGCACAUGAGGCACCUCUUCGGCCCAGUGGACCCGGGAGGGGGGGCAUCCACCACCGCCAAUCCCAAUGCCAAUCCCAGUGGGACCAUGAGCGCACGCGCAGGCGGGGGGCUGCUGGGGAGGCACUGGGUGCCGUUCAUUCUCACGCGCCGCAUGCUGCACCAGGCAGCGCGCCGCAUCGUCCCGCUGCUGUACCGCAGCGGCAGGGGCUGCCCCAAGCUCGAGAUCUACUGGUGCCGCCGCUUCCUGCGCCGCCUCGAGGCCCUGCGGUCGCUGGCGCGCCUGAAGCUCACUGCCGCCCGCCAGGGGGGCCCGCCGCCCGUUGUGAUCCGGUGGCCCACGGCGGGGCGCUGGGAGGAAGAGGGAGAGGGAGAGGGUAUGACGCGCGACGAUGCUGCUGCUGGUGAUGCUGCUGCUGGUGGUGAUGCUGCUGUUGGUGCUGUUGAUGCUGGUGCUGCUGCUACUCAUGCGGACGAGGAGGAGGCGCGGGAGCAGGCAGUGGUGGUGGGCGCAGUGAAGGCCACGUGGGGCGUGGCGGUGGGCGAGGAGCUGCUGGCUCUACUGUGGCAGCAGCGCUCCCUGCUGCUGGGCCAAGGGUGGGAGGGAAGGAUCAGAGCACGGUUAGCAGGGGGGCUGCAGCAGCAGAGGGAGUGUGGGGAGCGGAGGGCGGAGGCGGAUGGGAAGAAGGAGGAAAUGAAGGAGAAGGGGCAGGUGGGGCAGGAGAAGGGGCAGGUGGGGCAGGAGAAGGGGCAGGUGGGGCAGGAGAAGGGGCAGGUGGGGCAGGAGAAGGGGCAGGUGGGGCAGGAGAAGGGGCAGGUGGGGCAGGAGAAGGGGCAGGUGGGGCAGGAGAAGGCGCAGGUGGGGCAGGAGAAGGGGCAGGUGGGACAGGAGAAGGGGCAGGUGGGGCAGGAAAAGGGUGUCCGUGGUGACCCCAGCGCGCUGCUGCUGCAGUGGGUGGCGUGGUGGGACGUGCGUGCGCUGCUGCUGGCGCUGGAUGGGCCACAGUGGCACGGCAGGCUGCUGGCACGCGUGGCAUGCAAGGUGCAGGGGGGUGCAUGCAGGUGCGGGCAGGGCCAGUGCAGGGUGCAUGCAGUGGCGCAAGGUGUGUGUGGUGGGGGGAACGGGAAGAGGCGGCGUGAACAGGUGGGAUUGCGGGUGCGAUCCGUGCGGCGUGGAUGCCGAGAUUUAAAUCGCAGUGGGAUUGCUGAUGCUCAUGCUGGUGAUGCUGGUGGUGGUGACGAUGGUGGUAAUGAUGAUAGUGACGAUGAUGGUGAUGGUGGUGCUGGCGUGGCAUCAUUGCCACACAGGGAGAGGCAAGUGGGUGCAGGAGGCGACCCUGUAGGGCGGCAGUGGAGCGCAGCGGCUGCCUGGCAGGCAGGGGCGACUGCUGCCCGCCCCACCCCUCCCACGGGAGGUGCAGCACCGACAGCAGCGGGAGCAGCAGCGGUGGUGGGGGUGGGGGCGAGGGCAGUGCCACAUGGCCAGACCACAGCAAUGGGUGCAUGGGCUGGUGCACAGGCAGCAGCAGUGGGAGCAGCAACGUCGGUGGGGGUGGGGGUGGGAUCAGUGCCACACGGGCAGAGCACAGCAAUGGGUGCAGGCACAUGGCAGCAGGCGCACAGCACACAAACUGCAGUAGCAAUGCGCGCACGCUCACACGCACCAUCAGCAGCUUGCCCCGUGCCUGCUUCUCUGCGCGUGCGCCCCUCCACUCUGCAAGGGUUGCAGCAGAGCCAGCAUCUCAGGCAGCCCCUCGCAGCACACGGGGCCGCCCACCGGCCUGUCCACCCACCUCUUAUCAGCCCAGCUCUAACCAGCCCACCUCUAAUCAACCCACCACUUAUCAACUCACCACUUAUCAACCCACCACUUAUCAACCCUCCUCAUCUCAACCCACCUCAUAUCAACCCACCUCAUAUCAACCCACCUCAUAUCAACCCACCUCCUAUCAACCCACCUCAUAUCAACCCACCUCAUAUCAACCCACCUCAUAUCAACCCACCUCCUAUCAACCCACCUCAUAUCAACACACCUCCUAUCAACCCACCUCCUAUCAACCCACCUCAUAUCAACCCACCUCCUAUCAACCCACCUCAUAUCAACACACCUCCUAUCAACCCACCUCCUAUCAACCCACCUCCUAUCAACCCACCUCCUAUCAGCUUACUUUUUAUGAACCCUCCCCAGCGCACCUCUUAUCAGCCCUCUUCUUAUCAGCCCAGCUCGUAUCAGCCCAGCUCGUAUCAGCCCAGCUCGUAUCAGCCCAGCUCGUAUCAGCCAAGCUCUUAUCCCCUUGGUGCACCCCAAACAAGUCGUCUCCACCACCCCUGUGCGUCCCAGCAGCAUCAUUCCCCCUCUCAACCUUCCCACUCUCAACAUCCCCCCUCCCACACUCCCCGCUUUGCACGCGUUGUGGGGCCGGGCACAGGAAGGAGGGAGGGGCGGAAACAGAAGUUGCAGCGAUUAAAUCGGGCAGCUGGGAAGGUUCUGAAGGAUAGGCGGGCAGGGAAAGGGGCAGCAAAAGGAUCAGCCUUUCAGAAUGCAUGGAAGACGCUGAUGAUGCAAGGGGGUGAGGAGGGCGAGGAGGGCGAGGAGGCAGAGGAGGGAGAGGAGGGAGAGGAGGGAGAGGAGGGAGAGGAGGGUGAGGAGGGAGAGGAGCAAGAGGUGAAGAGGAGACUAGACUGGGGGGAAGUAAAGCGCAAUGGUAAGAAGAGGAGGGUUACAUGGGAGGGAGGGAAUGGCAGGCGGGAUGGAGAGGCAGGGGUUGAUGGUAGAAGCACUGGUGGCGAUGGCAGUGACAGUGAGAGCAGUGCGAGUGGGAGUGAGAGUGGGAGUGCAAGUGGAAGUGGGAGUCACGGGGUUGAGGAGGGCAGCAGUGAUGAGAGCGUGCAGGGAGGGGAGAGCAGCCCAGCUCACCCAGGUGUCACAGCAGGCAGGGGGCAGCAGGCAGCGGGAGGGGGAGGGGGUACGGGCAGUGGGGUGAGCAGCGGCGCAUGUGGUGUCGGCAGCAGGAGGGGGAGGUUGCAUCCAGGGAUGGAGCGCUUCGUGCAGCCAGAGGCAGCAGCAGCCAUGCAGGGCAUACUUGGGGAAGGUACAUCUGUGCCGCUCCCUCUCCCCCAGAAUCCGGCUGAAGCAGUGGUGGCGACGGCACUUGUGGCGGCAGCAGUGGCCACUCCUGCUGCCACUGCUUUCAUUGCCAAGGGGGAGGCAUUGGGUAACCGUGGGGGAGAGCCGUCUACUGCCGGCACUGCUGCUUCUGCCACGGUUGCUAAUUCUUGUGCUGCUGCUGCUGUUGGCAAUAGUGGUACUCGUGAUAAUCAAAGUGCUCCUGAGUUUGGUAAUGCUGGUGUUGCUGCUGCCACUGAUGCCACUGCCACUGCUGCUGCUGCUGCUGCUGCUGCUGCUGGCACUGCUGCUGCUGGUGGUGGUGGCACUGCUGCUGCUGCUGCUGGCACUUCGGCUGCUGCUGCUGCUGCUGCUGCUGGCACUGCGGCUGCUGCAGCUGCUGCUGCUGCUGGCGGCAUGGAGGCGAUUGUGACACCAGGAGUGGUGAGAGCCAUGGGGGGCAUGGGGAGCAUGGGGGCCCCAAGCAGGCAGCAUGGCUCUCAUCAUUCACCCGGGAUGGCUGCCACUGCUUCCGAUGCUGCCAUGCCUUUGGUGCUUCAACGACUGCAGUCAACAGUGCUGCUUCAGCCAUCAAUGCCGGUUCAGGAGGGAAAUUGGCUGUUGCAAUAUCUGUCAUCAAAUGUGCAACGGUUACAGCAGCAGCACCAGCAGCAGCAGCAAAAGUGGGAGAAGCGUAUACACCAGUUGACGCAAGCGCAUGAGCCACAAGCACAGCAGCAGGUGAUGCUGCCGACUCAUGAGGCGAGUCAGCAGCAGCUGAUGCUACAAAUACAGCAGCAGCAGCAGCAGCAACUGCUGCUCCAGCAGCAGCAGCAGCUUCAGCAGCAGCAGCAACAGCAGCAGGUGCUACAGCAGUGUGCGCAGCAAGCAAAUAGCAGCUGUUGUGGUGAUUCAAAGGCAGGAAAUUCACGAGUUACAGCAGCAGGUGCACCAACAACACCAGCAGCAACGACAAUACCCAUGAGUGGCAUGUACAGCCAAGCUUUAGUGAAAUCCGCUCAUUUUGGUUGCUCCAAGAAACACUCUAGAAAACAACACCCAUUGCUGUUAAUCUUCUACCACAUCUACCAGUUAAAUUGA
Molecule: messenger RNA, 5802 nt
Organism: Closterium sp. Naga37s-1
Lineage: Eukaryota; Viridiplantae; Streptophyta; Zygnematophyceae; Desmidiales; Closteriaceae
Source: the annotation of a GenBank genome assembly